CUUCGAGCCGCCACGUAACGCCACGUCCCCGCGCAUGCGCACCGCGGCUGCUGGCGGUGGUGUUUCCGGGCUCCGGGGGCUGGAGAGGCUGCUGAGGAGGCGGCGGCGGUGGCGGAGGCCGGGGAGUGCGACGAGCCGGCUCGGGGGGCUAGGCCCUGCGGGGGGAGAGGGGCGGUCGUGUUCUCUUCGGCAGAGGGGCUGGUGAAGCCGGCGGCUGAGCGACGAGAUGAAUUUCCUCCGCGGGGUGAUGGGGGGUCAGAGUGCCGGACCCCAGCACACUGAAGCCGAGACGAUUCAGAAGCUCUGUGACCGCGUAGCUUCCUCUACUUUACUGGAUGACCGAAGAAAUGCUGUGCGUGCCCUUAAAUCACUCUCUAAGAAAUACCGCUUAGAAGUGGGAAUCCAAGCUAUGGAACAUCUUAUCCAUGUUUUACAAACGGAUCGUUCGGAUUCUGAAAUAAUAGCAUAUGCUUUGGACACACUUUAUAAUAUAAUAUCUAAUGAUGAAGAGGAAGAAUUAGAAGAAAAUUCUACAAGACAGAGUGAGGAUUUGGGAAGCCAGUUUACAGAAAUUUUCAUUAAGCAGCCAGAAAAUGUCACUCUCCUGUUAUCUCUGUUGGAGGAGUUUGAUUUCCACGUCCGUUGGCCUGGCGUGAGACUCCUGACUUCUCUCUUAAAGCAGCUAGGGCCUCCCGUGCAGCAAAUCAUCCUAGUCAGCCCCAUGGGUGUUUCAAGAUUAAUGGACUUACUAGCAGAUUCCAGAGAGAUUAUACGAAAUGAUGGUGUCUUAUUACUGCAGGCAUUAACAAGGAGCAAUGGAGCAAUCCAGAAAAUUGUUGCUUUUGAAAAUGCUUUUGAGAGACUACUGGACAUUAUUACAGAGGAGGGGAACAGUGAUGGAGGUAUAGUAGUGGAAGAUUGUUUGAUUUUGCUCCAAAACUUGUUAAAAAACAACAAUUCCAAUCAAAACUUUUUUAAAGAAGGCUCUUAUAUUCAACGCAUGAAGCCUUGGUUUGAAGUUGGAGAUGAAAACUCUGGUUGGUCAGCACAGAAAGUGACUAAUCUACAUUUAAUGCUACAGCUUGUGCGGGUACUGGUAUCUCCUACCAACCCUCCCGGUGCUACCAGUAGCUGCCAGAAGGCCAUGUUCCAGUGUGGGCUACUACAGCAGCUUUGCACUAUCCUGAUGGCUACUGGGAUUCCUGCUGACAUCCUGACGGAGACCAUAAAUACUGUAUCAGAAGUUAUUCGAGGCUGCCAAGUAAACCAAGGCUACUUUGCUUCUGUGACUGCACCUUCAAAUCCCCCACGACCCGCGAUUGUUGUGCUGCUCCUGUCCAUGGUCAACGAGCGGCAGCCGUUUGUGCUGCGCUGCGCCGUGCUCUACUGUUUCCAGUGCUUCCUGUAUAAAAACGAGAAAGGACAAGGAGAGGUUGUGGCCACUCUCCUGCCUUCCACCAUCGAUGCAACAGGUAACUCAAUCUCAGCCGGUCAGCUGCUCUGUGGAGGUUUGUUUUCUACAGACUCUCUCUCAAACUGGUGUGCUGCUGUGGCCCUCGCCCAUGCACUGCAGGGGAAUGCCACCCAGAAGGAGCAACUGCUCAGGGUUCAGCUGGCCACCAGCAUCGGCAACCCUCCGGUGUCACUCCUGCAGCAAUGUACCAACAUUCUCUCCCAGGGAAGCAAAAUACAGACAAGAGUCGGGUUGUUGAUGUUGCUCUGUACCUGGCUAAGCAACUGUCCUAUUGCUGUAACACAUUUUCUUCACAACUCAGCCAAUGUUCCAUUCCUUACAGGACAGAUUGCAGAAAAUCUUGGAGAAGAAGAGCAGUUGGUCCAAGGCUUAUGUGCCCUUCUUUUGGGCAUUUCAAUUUAUUUCAACGAUAACUCACUAGAAAACUACACGAAAGAGAAACUAAAGCAACUAAUAGAGAAGAGGAUUGGCAAAGAGAAUUUCAUAGAGAAACUAGGAUUUAUUAGCAAACAUGAGUUAUAUUCCAGAGCAUCCCAGAAACCCCAGCCAAACUUUCCGAGUCCAGAGUACAUGAUAUUUGAUCAUGAGUUUACAAAGCUGGUGAAAGAACUCGAAGGACUUAUUACCAAGGCUAUUUAUAAGUCCAGUGAAGAAGAUAAGAAAGAAGAAGAGGUAAAGAAAACCUUAGAGCAGCAUGAUAACAUUGUAACUCACUAUAAGAAUAUGAUCCGUGAGCAAGACCUACAGCUGGAGGACCUAAAACAGCAAGUCUCCACCCUGAAAUGUCAGAACGAGCAGCUGCAGACAGCAGUCACCCAGCAGGCAUCUCAGAUUCAGCAGCACAAGGAUCAGUACAAUCUCCUCAAAGUUCAGCUUGGAAAAGACAAUCACCAUCAAGGUUCCCACAGUGAUGGGGCUCAGGUGAAUGGCCUUCAGCCGGAAGAAAUCAGUCGACUGAGGGAGGAGAUAGAAGAGUUAAAAAGUCAUCAGGCGCUCUUACAAAGCCAGCUAACUGAAAAGGACUCAUUGAUUGAAAAUUUGAAAUCUUUGCAAGCGUCUGGCAUGAGUGAACAGGCUUCAGCGACAUGUCCUCCCAGAGAUCCCGAGCAAGUUGCAGAGUUAAAACAGGAACUGACUGCAUUGAAGUCCCAGUUAUGUUCACAGUCUCUGGAGAUCACGAGACUCCAGACAGAGAACUGCGAGCUGCUGCAGAGAGCAGAGGCCUUGGCAAAAUCAGUUCCUGUAGAAGGAGAGAGUGAGCAUGUGAGCGCUGCUAAAACCACGGAUGUAGAAGGAAGGCUGUCCGCCUUGCUGCAGGAGACCAAAGAGUUAAAGAAUGAGAUUAAAGUCCUGUCUGAGGAGCGGACCGCCAUUCAAAAGCAGCUGGACUCCUCCAACAGCACCAUCGCCAUCCUGCAAACCGAGAAAGACAAGCUGGACCUGGCAGUUACGAAUUCUAAGAAAGAACAAGAUGAUUUUUUGGUGCUGUUAGCAGAUCAAGAUCAGAAAAUCCUGUCACUGAAGAGUAAACUCCAGGAUCUCGGUCAUCCAGUUGAAGAAGAUGAUGAAUAUGGAGACCAAGAAGACGACGAUGAUGAAAUUGACGAUGGUGACAAGGACCAGGACAUCUAGCUUUAAACCCUAGGAAUGAUAGAAAUUAUGCCAUUAUGUCGAAGAAGUCUUAAGACAGUGCUUUGGUUUGCCUCCACAAAAAAAAAUAAAGACAGAACCAGGUGGAAAUCAUUCACUAAUAAAACCAUUGAUGUAUGUUUUUUAAUAUUGCCACCCAUGUGGAAAACUGACUUCAUGUGGAAGUUUUAUUUAUGUUCAUCUGAACUUUCCCAAAAUAAAAUUUGCACAGGGCACCAGGCUCCAAAAAUACUCCCUUCGAAGGCAUGUGUGGUGGCAAUGCAGUUUGCCUUAUUGGUUCACUGAUUGCUUUCAGACAGACUCUGUGACUUCAGUACUAACACGUUUGAUUAAUGUGUAUUGGAUGGGAAUCAUAAUUUCUAAAUCAGCGUUUGAGUUGUCAGCUGAUUAAUCCUUGUAGAGAAAGGACUGUACUUAGGGUAGCCUGGGCUUGGGGCUCCUGUGUGUCACCCCUUCAACCCUCUACUGUGCCUCCCCGAGAUCAGGAUGGGACAGUUCACAGUGAGUGCUUGCCGUCCAGCAGGGCCACAUUCUGCCUACUGAGAGGAAAGACUGUCCCAGAGUGUGGAGGGCGUUCUGAGAAACUGGAACAGUGUAUUAAUGCGGCUGUUUUUCUCUCUGUUUAAGCUAAAGAUGGAAAACAGAUUAUAGUCAGCAGUUCAUACAGCUGGGAUUUAGGAUUAUUUGAUUAUCAUAAAACAUGUUCUUAAUUUUUAAAAAAACCCACACUAUGAUUUAUGUAAUUUAUUGGCAUUUUUGCUGAAUAGGUGUAAGUCAGAUAAUAGAUUUUUAAAAAGCAAAUGAAGCAAUGUGUCAAAGUCUAAUGUUUUCAUAAUAAAAAUAGAUAUUAUGUUCACUUAA
Mus pahari (shrew mouse) is the source of this 3985-nucleotide messenger RNA. RefSeq names its product USO1 vesicle transport factor (gene Uso1). Gene Ontology annotation, molecular function: protein binding. The transcript has 24 exons. Gene Ontology annotation, cellular component: cytoplasm; Golgi membrane; ER to Golgi transport vesicle membrane. Gene Ontology annotation, biological process: endoplasmic reticulum to Golgi vesicle-mediated transport; intracellular protein transport; transcytosis. The record is from RefSeq and is a predicted model, not a curated record. The coding region runs from base 227 to 3106 and encodes 959 amino acids. NCBI's taxonomy places the organism in Eukaryota, Metazoa, Chordata, Mammalia, Rodentia, Muridae.